AUGUCUGAGGCCUACCAAAAAGACGCAAACCCGAUCGACCCAUCUGUCGAGGACGACCGCUCAAACCCCGCGGAGGACGGUCGUUCGGCCGACGCCGAUCCCAACAAGGAGACAGAGCCUGAUGAUCCGUUUCUGAACGGGCGGACAUCUGGUCCUUCCUUCCCGCCAUGCUAUGGGCUCUCUUAUAUCAAGAAUGGCGCCCCUGGAGGCCAGAACUCGGAGACGGGCGCGCAUUAUCUGGAGCUGGGUAAAUACAAUGGUAACGAGUGGGCUAGCACCUGGGGAGACGCCCCAGGUCUCAAGAUCGACAGCGAGUGGUCGGCAAGCGAUAUGCGUACUCAGCUGGAUAUGUAUAUGAGGAGAGGAUGA
Cryptococcus wingfieldii CBS 7118 is the source of this 369-nucleotide messenger RNA. RefSeq lists its product as hypothetical. NCBI's taxonomy places the organism in Eukaryota, Fungi, Basidiomycota, Tremellomycetes, Tremellales, Cryptococcaceae. The record is from RefSeq and is a predicted model, not a curated record. The transcript is spliced from 3 exons. The coding region runs from base 1 to 369 and encodes 122 amino acids.